Penaeus chinensis is the source of this 4343-nucleotide messenger RNA. Its product is annotated as transcription factor E2F4-like. Bases 12 to 1241 code for a protein of 409 amino acids. Gene Ontology annotation, cellular component: RNA polymerase II transcription regulator complex. Gene Ontology annotation, molecular function: DNA-binding transcription factor activity, RNA polymerase II-specific; protein dimerization activity; RNA polymerase II cis-regulatory region sequence-specific DNA binding. The transcript has 9 exons. Gene Ontology annotation, biological process: regulation of transcription by RNA polymerase II. The record is from RefSeq and is a predicted model, not a curated record. NCBI's taxonomy places the organism in Eukaryota, Metazoa, Arthropoda, Malacostraca, Decapoda, Penaeidae.
ACAAACCCGACAUGGCAGACAUCACGCCGAGCAGGCAGGAGAAGUCACUGGGAUUAUUAACGUCUAAAUUCGUAUCUCUUCUACAAGAAGCUGAAGAUGGAGUACUGGAUAUCAAGUCUGCAGCAGACCAGCUUGCAGUGCGGCAGAAGAGAAGAAUAUAUGAUAUUACGAAUGUGCUUGAGGGAAUUGGACUGAUUGAAAAGAAAAGCAAAAACUCAAUAGUAUGGAAAGGGGGAGGGCCAGGAUCCAACACUCAGGAGUUCACAGAUCGAGCAACAAUGCUCAAAGGAGAAAUCUCAGAGUUAGAUCAACAUGAAAAGAUGCUUGAUCAGCAUAGACAGUAUGUUCAGCAAAGUAUAAAGAAUAUCACAGAGGAUCUGAGCAACUACAAGAUGGCCUAUGUAAAUCAUGAAGACAUCUGUAACUGCUUCCAAGGAGACACUCUCCUGGCCAUUCAGGCACCCUCAGGGACACAGCUUGAAGUUCCUAUUCCUCAAAUGGUUAAUGGUGACAAAAAAUAUCAAAUUCACCUCAAGUCGGAAAGUGGCCCCAUCUAUGUCUUGCUAGUCAACCAAGAGCAGGAGCACACUCCACCUCUGGUUGUGCAGGUUCCUCCUCCUACUGGCGUAAUGAAACAAGAGAUUGAACCACGGGGCAUAAAAAGAUCCUCCUCCCCUCCCUGUAACCAGGCACCUUUCACACGCCCGCGUUCCACUCCGCAGAAAGGCAUAACUGCACACACUCCACCCACACGAAGUCCCUCUCAUCCAGAGGGUGUAGAUAGUGUAGAAACUGCUUCUGUAUCACGUCGAGUGCCACGCAAAGCAUCAGCUGGAGUUAGUAGUGUAACUGAAGCCUUAGCGCCCAGAAGAGCACGUAAAAGACAAGAACAGGCAGCAGCUGCGGCAGCUGCGGCUCUUUCAUCAACUCAGCCAACUGAAGUUGUAAAACAUGAGAAGGUUGAGGAUAUGCUCCCUAUGCCUGUAGCAAAUAUAAAACAAGAACUUCGAGAAGAUAGCUUUGCGAACACAAAUAUUUCCCACACAACCGACACAAUGCUGUCAACAAUGGGAGAAGGCCUUGUAGAAGAAUUAAUAUCCACAGAAAUGUUUGCUCCUCUCCUGCGGUUAAGUCCACCUCCAUCUGAAAGAGACUACAUGUUCAACUUAGAUGAAACUGAGGGUGUCUGCGACUUCUUUGAUGUUCCAGUAUUGAGUUCUCUUGAAAGUGAUUUGCAAUGAAGUUUGUGAUGGAACUGGCAAAGUUGGUGGGCACAUCAGUGGAUAAUUGCAUUUUGAAAGCAUCCCUUGAUUAUGUUUGGGCAUGUAAUGCUAAAAAGUUACCAAGGGCAUUGAGAUGAUGUAAUGUUAUGUUGUAAUAUAUAAUUGUUGGAGUAAUAUUCUAUUUAUUGAUGACUGUUAACAGUAUUUAGAUGAAUGAAAAAGAGGAUAGAUAAGUUAUAUAAACCAUUCAUGAAAUUGGUUGCUGAUGUUGAAAGUGGUACAUAGUUCUUUUGUCAAGUCCUUUUCCAUAGUUGUGUUACUUCAGAAUAAAUUUGAGAAAGUUAGAAGUGGUAAGGGACAAGAAAAUAUUAAACACAAAUGAUUCUGCUUUCAUGGUAGGGCAGUUAAUCCAGGACUUGAUGUGACUCGGGCCAGUGACCUUCAGAUGAUUCCAAGGGAAGCUGUAUGAGCCCUGAAGGAUACCCUUUGUUGCCAGUUAGAGCUGAUGUUCUAAUAUAUAUCCUUGCAGAUCUUUUGUGCUAAGUUAUGUAUGGUUGGAUCUGAAAGGAAAGGAAAUCGAGCAGCAGAGUGAUAGUUUUAUGCCCCUUUAUUUUUAAUAAAUUCUAAUGGGAGUAACUAUAGAAUUGUCAAGCAGGUCUUGGAAGUUUUAAACUGCUGGCAUGCAGUCCUUGUGUACUUGUAAUAUUUUUUUCACCCUUUACCAUUUAUUUAUUUUAUUUUAUUAUUUUUGAUUGUUUUUUAAUGAGUUUUCCCCUUGAGGAGAAAGUUUGGUCAUAGAAAAUUUUGUUCUGAAUGUUCAUGCAAUUUUCAGCAAGUUAUCAUCAUACAAGGUUUAAGUACUUCUAGCAUUGAUAUAAAUUUUACUAUUUGACAACCUGCAGUAUUUGUUUCAAAGCAAAACAAAAGUAUAUGCAUAGAUUAUCUAUGUAAAAUCCUCUUUAUUGAAAACAUUUUGUGCAUAAAGGUAUGUACAUAAAGGCUUCAUUUUUUUUUUUUUUUUUUUUUGGGGGGGGGGGGGGGGGAAUUAUGAAUUAUGUGAAUCUGAAGUAAAAUAAUUUACUCUUUUAUGAUUAUGAAGCCCCUUUGGUAUGGUGGUUCAGAAAGGUUGUCCAUGAUCUCUUGGUAACUGUGAUGAGUGAAGUGUAGCUGUGUUUAUGACAUGAAACACAUUAGCUUCAGAUUGGAGUCUGUUUACAGUACCUUAGUAACAUGCUCCAAUAAUUAUUUUCGUGCUUGCUUAGGAAAAGUUGUUAUACAGGUGAAUUGUACUUUUUAGCAAGUAUGAGCGGAAAUGUUGCUAUCCAGUGUACAUUGCAUCUACCAAAGGAUACUUUACCUUUUAUAGAAAGGUUACCUCUGUCAUCAGAUAGCUACAGUUGUGCACUAGAUCAGUUGAGGAGAGCCUGUGUGGUAUAAAUUUCUGGAUUUCAUAAGUUGGUCUGAAAAUUAUUCAGAGCAGUGAGUUGUAAGUGACUUGCAGUGUCGUGAUUCAGAAAAGAGGCUGAUCUAGGGACUUGCUGCUUAUAAAGAUGAAUGAGAUCUUGGUACAUUUACACUACCAAGUGUAUGAGGUGCCAGUACAAGUACAAAUUGUAACAAUAUAACCUAUAAUGACCUCAGCAGUAUGGUAAUAGGAUUUCUGCAGUAUUAUUAUAAUUUCUUUAUUAGUUAUUUACUUGUAUUGAGUUUCUAUUAUUGAUGAUGGAGUCAUUGUUAAUAUGAAUAGAUACAUUAUUUAUUUACAGAUAAAUGUGCUAGAUGGCAGUGGAAUUCAAUGUUUUUGCUUGUGUAACAAGAGCUGGGGUCAUUAUAGGUUACAGGUUACAGGUUAUAAUCUAGGAUGACUUGCUUGGUUGUUACUCAGUGCUGUGCAUGCAUUAUUAUUACCAGCCCAAACCUUUCAGCUUUAUGUACUGAAAUCUAACACUCCAAGUGCAAAUGUCUUGUCUUUAAAGUCUGUUAUAGUUGUCUGAGAAAUAUUAAUGCAUAAAGUAUUUUACAAAAUGGAAAGGAUCCAGUUAGUUGCCAUGCAGAUACAUUAUUUGCAUAAAUAUCAUAUGAGCUGUCCAUACUUUGUGGCAAGGUUUCUUAUGGUUAUUGAUGUUAACAUUCCAGUUGUACUUCAGAUGCAAGCAGUGGUGUUUGUAUUUCUUGUUAAAAUGGAUAAGAAUCCUACCCUCUUUUCCUUCUUCCUUUCUCUCUCUCUUGCUUUUGCCACAUCCUAAGUGUAUUUUAUUUUUCACUAUUUCAAAGGUGACCUUCCAUUUGUUAUGCUUAAUGGACAAUGUAUUUGCGUAACAUUACCACAGUAUCAACAAUUUUUCAAAAUUCAUAUAAAACUUUACCUUUUCAGUACACAUCUAUUUGUUUUAAACAUUUAUGAUUAAAUUUACAGUUGUCUUGGAAUAUAGAAAUUAUUGUUCAAGAUCAAAAAUGUUGCUUAACCUUGUUGAAUUUCACCAUACAGUUAUUGAAAAUGGUGUUGAAAUGCACUGCUUUUUUUCAAGUAUAAAAAGAUCCUGUACAUGUCAAGCAUGUAUAGAAUUAGACUAUAAGUCAAAUGUCCAGUCUUAUACUUCAGAUGUUCAUAUGUAUAAUAUAUUGCAUAGUGAUAUGCAAAUGUAUAAGUAAUUUAAAGUAUUAGUUAGGGAAUUGUAAUUAUAUUUUUUCCAGGCUCACAUUCAUAUCAAAAUCAUUGUAAGUUUAAAUUACCAUUGAGUUCAGUCUUUUGGCAAACAUUUCAAAUGUAUCGCAUGGAUUCAACAUGCCAUAAAAAAUACUAGUUAACAGACGUGCAUAACACAUGUAUUUUGAAUUUGGAGAAGUAGAACAUGUGCGACUUUUGAACAGAAUUGUGGAUAAGCAACAGACAAUUGUACAAAUACAUAUAGAUUUUUUACGCUGUCGGUUGUAUCUUAUUUUACACUGAAGAAAAGUAGGGAACUGAAGGCUGCUGAAAAGGAAGUUAAGAAGAGAUCCUCCCCAUGCAUGGCACCAGCAGAGUAACGGAAUGCAAGCCAGUCUAGUAAGUUGUGUAAAUAACACCAUGUUACUGUGUUAAGUUAAUUCUUUUGUACAAAAUAAAAAAUGUAAUUCAAA